Molecule: messenger RNA, 353 nt
Organism: Schistocerca serialis cubense
Lineage: Eukaryota; Metazoa; Arthropoda; Insecta; Orthoptera; Acrididae
Product: odorant receptor Or2-like
Exons: 3
Coding region: 19-300 (93 amino acids)
Biological process (GO): sensory perception of smell; detection of chemical stimulus involved in sensory perception of smell
Cellular component (GO): plasma membrane
Molecular function (GO): odorant binding; olfactory receptor activity
Source: RefSeq, a predicted model, not a curated record
UCGAGUCUCAAGUGCCUCAUGUACCUACCCAUUCCGGCGCUUCAAAUAUUCGUCUACUGCUGGGGCGGACACGAACUCAUGGAAAAUGGGCUCUCGGUGUCGCUGUCGGCGUACAGCAGUCAGUGGGUGGGAGCCGGCAGACGCGUGACCAGGGCGCUGCGCAUGCUCAUGUGCCGGGCACAGCGGCCGCUGCGGCUGCAUGCCGGGAAGCUCUACCCCGUCAACAGGGACACCUUCGUCUCCUUGAUAAACGCGUCGUUUUCUUUCUACACCGUUCUACGCCACAUGAAAAAUCGCUGAUCGACAACGACAUCGUCUGUGAAGAAGAAAAUGCAGCAGCACUUAUCUGCUGG